AUGGAUCGCCGAAGAGAUCCCCGCAAUUACUAUCACGAUGACACGCUGGAGAUCUACCGCCAUCGCUACUCCGAUGGGGCGAGAUAUGAGCUAGCUAUUGGAGCCGACAUCGAAUACCGACAUCACAAACCUAGCCCUCCAAUUGGGAAACUAGAACGGGUCCGGAUCCAUGAUGAUGUCGAGACGCCGGAUUUCAUCCGCGGCAGGACUGGCUCAGGCUCAAAUCACCGAAGGCCUAGAAGACAUGCGUCUCCGCGAGCGAGAGAGUGGGAAGAAGAAGAAGAAGAAGAAGAAGAAGAAGAAGAAGAAGAAGAAGAAGAAGAAGAAGAAGAAGAAGAAGAAGAAGAAGAAGAAGAAGAAGAAGAAGAAGACAACGACGAGGAAGAAUGUUACCUGCCUCGACCCUCUCGAGGAAGGACUCACGUCGAAGAAGAUAGGCGGGACGAGCGGCACAGAGAGAGAUAUCUCGAGCGUAGUGGUGACGGUGAGGAUAUAAGGAUACACAGGAGAGACCGUUCAGUGCCAAGGCACCGUGACAGUGAAGAGAUUAUCGUACAAAGGGAUCGAAGGGGAGGAGCUAGGAGUCCCCCAAGUGCAGACGAUGAGUGCGAUGACUGUAUUCUUCGAUAUUCCAGAAGAACUUACUAUGAGAGGCGCAGUCCGAGAAGCUCACGCUUGCGAUCUCCGCUCCUGAGAGACGAGAGAAAAGGGACUGACAGACAAAGCGAUGAUGAUUGGAAAGCGGUAAUUUUUCAAGAGAAGCAUGGGCAGUCGUCGUCUCCUAAGAUGCAAGUUCCCAGAAGACGCUCGCUCAUUCGUGUACCGUCGUUGCGUCAGGAUGUCGUUUCUCAUCACACGCAUGAUUAUGAAACGAUUUGCCCCCGUCGUGUAUCCAGCCCGGAUUCUUGGUCAAGUGGUAGCAGCAAAGACGCCCUCAACAAACGCGAUAUGCAGGAAGAAGCAGACUGUUACGCGGCUCGUCAUGGCGACAGGUCCUACGUAGGGGAAGCAUACAGUGGAGCGACCACAGACUGGGCCAUAGUCGACAUGCCCCUAGGGAUCAAACGAGUAACUAUGGACGAAAUUGGAGGCGCUAGCCAAGGGAUCAGCUGGCACAGAUCUGGCGGAUCUCGAAAGUUUCGGUUUAUUUCAAAAAAGAAUAAGCCUUCGUCUUCGUCGUCGUCUGAAGAUGAGUCCAGCUCCAGUGGGGACAAUCAUAGCCGCGUUGCUGCUCAUCGAUACAUCGGAGUCGACCAUAAUAGACGAGACAAACUCUGGACUGCAGUAACGAAGCGUCUUGUUUCGAGGAAAGCGAUUGAACAGGCAGGAUAUGGAUACGAGGAAACGCGAGGUUUUUACUGCAUAUCUGCAUUUCUCCACCAUGGUGAUUUAGCUGCUCUGGUUCAUCUCUCCAGUGAUAUUCGCCGCGAACGUCAUGAACGGACUCAUGGAAUGCAUCACCAACGCGCCAUGUUACGGGAUCGGACGGCAGCGAAACCGUCAUCUUUUUUGCUGUACGAGCUUCGUUCUUUUCGCCGUCAUCCGGGGGAGAGGAUCACAGAGCGUGAGUUGAUAUUUGAGGACGGGCCUGGUCGAGUUCGGCUUUGA
Messenger RNA from Monascus purpureus, 1608 nucleotides. Lineage: Eukaryota; Fungi; Ascomycota; Eurotiomycetes; Eurotiales; Aspergillaceae. The record is from the annotation of a GenBank genome assembly.